CGAUGCUGCAGUAGCGGCACGGGCCAAUAUAUCACUAUUCGUCAUUGUUGAAGGUUAGAGGGAAAAGAGAAGAAAGCCCACGUAUUUUACGCGCAUUUGCCACUCGGAGUAGCAACCGGGCUUGCACACCACGGCGUUUGAAUGUCUGGAGACGGUGCGCGAAACGGGAAGGGGUGCUUUUCCAAAGUCGCGACAGAGGAGCAGACAAAAGUGUCCGACGUUUCACCGGUGUCAGGACGGGGCGAGCAGAACAACAUGAGCGAGAGAUUCGACUGCGACAACUGCAAGGAGUCCCUGUACGGGCGCAAGUACAUCCAAUCAGAGGACAGCCCCUACUGCAUUCCCUGCUACGACAGCCUGUUCGCCAACACCUGCGACGAAUGCAAGGAGCUGAUUGGCCACGACUCCAGGGAACUGUUCUACGAGGACCGGCACUACCACGAGCACUGCUUCCGCUGUUUCCGCUGCGACCGCUCGCUGGCGGACGAGCCCUUCACCAGCCAGGAGGAGGCGCUGCUGUGCAACGACUGCUACUGCAACGAGUUCUCCUCCAAGUGCGUGGCCUGCGACAAGACCGUCAUGCCAGGUACGGCCACGCCCUCGCACCUGCACCGGAAGCUGGAGUAUGGGGGCACGUGGCACGAGACCUGCUUCAUCUGCCACAGCUGUGAGCAGCCAAUCGGCUCCAAGUCCUUCAUCCCGGACAAGGACGAGCACUACUGCGUGCCCUGCUACGAGAACAAGUUCGCCCCGCGCUGCACCCGCUGCAAGCAGGUCUUGACGAAAGGGGGCGUGACCUAUCGGGAGGAGCCGUGGCACAAGGAGUGCUUCGUGUGCACGGGCUGCAAGGUCCAGCUGGCUGGCCAGCACUUCACCUCCCGCGAGGACAGCCCCUACUGCCUCAAGUGCUUCGGCAGCCUGUACGCCAAGAAGUGCGAGGCCUGCAGCAAGCCAAUCACAGGCUUCGGCGGGGGGAAGUACAUCUCGUUUGAGGAGCGGCAGUGGCACCAGCCGUGCUUCGCCUGCUCGCGGUGUUCCGUGUCGCUCGUGGGCGCCGGCUUCUUCCCCGCGCAGGACGAGAUCCUGUGCCGCGAGUGCAACAGCAGCCUAUAAGCCCCGCCCCCGCCCCCCGAGGCCACGCCCACCUCACAGCCUUAACACCAAACGAAAAAAAAAAAAAAAGCUUUAAAAAAAAAAAAUACUAAGGCCUGCUGGCUGAUGGCACCUCAGCUCCCUUUCAUCGUUUUACUGAGGCUUACGAAGGUGUUUACACUCCUUACUGUACCAAAGAGAGAUUUCACUAAUCACACACUUCCCCCGACCCACACACACACACACAUUCACAGCGUCUACACACAAGCAAAACCCUUUUUUUUAAUGUUUAGGGGAAGAAAAAAAAACAAAGCUGUUGCCAGUCUGCGGCCUUCAGUCGAAGCGUGGCUCGCUUAUCACAAAACAGUCCCCCGCUUCCCCACCUCAUCCUGCCGGUGCCGAUUGCCCGGGUUUCCCUUCAUCUGCAACAGGAGUUACGGAAACAGCUGGGGGGGAAGGGGAGCCGGGGCGGCCAUUGUGUGUCAAGCAGGCUUCACUCUGAAUCUGACAAACUCGUUGCCCCCGGCAGCAAACAAUGGCAGUCAGCUCCAGUAGCACUGCCUGCCUUUGCCACACCAGCACAAAAACGAGCGCCCAGCUGUGUUAAGAUAGCCAAACUGAAGAGGAGCGUGAAGAGUGUGAGCUGGGGCUGGUUUCCGUAGUCGUCCUUGUUGAGCCCGACCGUAAUCGAGGGAGUUUUGGGGACAAACCCCCCCACCCACCAAAUUUCGAAAAUACCAUAAAUCACGCUUUUAUCGACUACUGCCGUAUUCAGUCCCGAGUGUUCUGCACCGAGCAAGAUCCUCUGCAGCCAUCAGUCAGAAGUUACACUAUGAAACCUGGGUAAAUGUAAAUACCCCAAUCCACCUUUGAUGCAGUCACAUCUAUGCAUUUCCAAAUAGCCAAGACAUUGACGACAAAGCAAGAGGGUCUGUAUGAAGGGCACAUGCACACACAAACACACACGCUUGCACACACGCACACACACACAGCACAUGCACACACACACACACACACACAUACACACACACAUACAUGCGCAUACACACACACAUGCACUCAUGCACACACACACAUGCACGCACACACAUACACACACAGCACAUGCACACACACACGCACACGCGUACACACACACACACACUUUGUCAAGCCACAAAAGGACAAAAAAUAUUUUAUUUUGCUGUCACAAAACACACUUUUCGCUCUUUCCACCUCUUCGAUUUUGCACGAAUGCCUCACCAAACUGCUGAAGCAAAGACACACACGACCAGCCACAAAAUUGUUUAUAUUCCUGUACGUCUGAGUGGAUGAAGAUUUGUUCCCACGCCUAAUUUUUUAUACUGUACACUGCACCAAAAGCCUUGCUGUGUAAUUUGUGUUUCAUUCACCUAUUUUAAGCACACUGUUAUGUUGAGGAUCUAUUUCUCACACGUCUGCUUUAGGAUGCAGUUUCUGAAUGUGUGGACUUUUCGCCAUGGAUGCCUGGAACUUUUAGACAUGAUCUUUUACUGAAAAAAAAAAUAAAAAUGAAAGUAUGAUGGUAAGAUAGUGAGAGAAUGCGAAGGAAGAAUGAAAAAAAAGGCAGGAUUAAGAGAACGGGAACUUCUGGGGGUGGUUGGAGUUCAUUCUCUUCAGAUGUUUUCAGCACAGAAAACAAGCCGCAUUGAGAGAUGUUCGUAUUUUAUACACACAAAGCAUGGCACACUGUGUUGAAAUAUGUUCUCGAAGCAUAAUCAAUGCACAUAACAUGCACGCUACGACGUAACAUAGAGUCACAUGACCACUAAUUAUUAUUCUUAUAACAGCUGUAUUGAAAUUGAUUUUCAUUUUGGUGUUUUGUUUUUUACAUUUUCUAUUCAAAUCUUAUCUGCUAAUUGACUUAAUGCUUAUUUUACACUUUUAUUUCUUGUCUUCUUUGUAUGCUAUCUUUAUUAGCAGUACCAUUUUGUUUUAUAGCCAUUAUUAUAAUUGAUAAGAAUGAAUGGGCUAGCCCCAAAGUCACUGCACUGCAUUAUGCAAAUAUGUUAACCAAUGAUAUGCAAUGCAUGACGUCAUUCAUGUUGUUUUUCUUUAUAUUUGUGAUAAUAAUUAUUGUUGUUACAAGUUGGUCACCUAUGGAAAAGUUCUUUUUUUAAUAAAAGUAAACAUAUAUUCCUUUAUUUGAAUUUUGAUGCUGGGAAGUCAGAGUUGACUUAAAUGCUUUUUUGUGCCUUAAAAGAGAGAAAAAAAAGAAAGAAAAGAAAGAAAAAAAACAUGCCUUAGAUUUCAGAGCAUGAUUAAAAGAAUGACUUCAAAACAGAACAAGAAUUUAUUUGUACAAGAAAAAUGUUCCUUUAUAUGAUUUGUUUAUAGAAGCCUAUGAGAAUAAAUUUAAAAGAAAAAU
Molecule: messenger RNA, 3478 nt
Organism: Anguilla rostrata (American eel)
Lineage: Eukaryota; Metazoa; Chordata; Actinopteri; Anguilliformes; Anguillidae
Gene: fhl3a
Product: four and a half LIM domains 3a
Biological process (GO): actin cytoskeleton organization
Cellular component (GO): nucleus; Z disc; stress fiber
Molecular function (GO): actin binding; transcription coregulator activity
Source: RefSeq, a predicted model, not a curated record